Penicillium oxalicum is the source of this 3072-nucleotide messenger RNA. Its product is annotated as Endochitinase A1. The coding region runs from base 1 to 3072 and encodes 1023 amino acids. Lineage: Eukaryota; Fungi; Ascomycota; Eurotiomycetes; Eurotiales; Aspergillaceae. The record is from RefSeq and is a predicted model, not a curated record. The transcript is spliced from 2 exons.
AUGGCGCCCUCUUCCUGGUGGCUUUCAGUGGCCCUUGGCACCCAGCUUGGGCGAGCGCUCACCAUGCUCGACCCUAGUGAUGGGGUGACUUGCACCGACGUGGUGACCACCACCAAUCUUUUCGUCAACCCUUCAUUCGAAGACGGGCUGACAGGAUGGACAAAUUCAUAUGGCAUGACAGUCGUGACGUCUCCCGUGACAGACGGUUCGCACGCUUUACGUAUGAAUGCUGUCAACAACGCUUAUUCGAUCCUUCGUCAGACCGUGACAAGUCUCACCCCCGGCUCUACCUACACUGUAUCCUUCGACCUUCAAGCUUACACCAACCCGGCCUACAACUUACAACAAUCCUGUAUCUUUUACAUCUAUCAUACCAGCCUCAGUACGACAAACCUCAUCGUGACCGAUCGCAGAGUGGUCAACAAACAAAGUAACUCAUGGUUCACUCUCGAGGGCCAGUAUACAGCAACCUCCCCAAGUGAUGAGCUCGGGAUCUACACCACCUGCUCGCCAUACAACAACAACAACAACCUCUUCAGCCUGUUCCUGGACAACGCCAAGUUGCUCAGUACCACCACCUCUCAAUCUUGCACGACGGUGACCCCGACCCCGACCCCGACUCCAAGCACCGCAGUUCCUGUUGGCACUUCUCCCGUCUCAAUCCCAGCAAUUUCGACCCCUGCAGAGCCAUCGCCAACUUCGAGCUCUCCAGUCGUCUCGCCAUCGUCCACUCCUUCCUCAACCCCUGUUGUCGGCUCUUCGUCUGCCCCUGUUGCCUCCAGCACUCCUGUUGCCUCCAGCACUCCUGUUGCCUCCAGCACUCCUGUUGCUUCCAGCACUCCUGUUGCUUCCAGCACUCCGGUGGUCUCGAGCACUCCUGUUGCUUCCAGCACUCCUGUUGCUUCCAGCACUCCUGUUGCCUCCAGCACUCCGGUGGCCUCCAGCACUCCUGUUGCCUCCAGCACUCCUGUGGCCUCCAGCACUCCUGUUGCUUCCAGCACUCCUGUUGCCUCCAGCACUCCGGUGGCCUCCAGCACUCCUGUUGCUUCCAGCACUCCGGUGGUCUCGAGCACUCCUGUUGCUUCCAGCACUCCUGUUGCUUCCAGCACUCCUGUUGCCUCCAGCACUCCGGUGGCCUCCAGCACUCCUGUUGCUUCCAGCACUCCUGUUGCCUCCAGCACUCCGGUGGCCUCCAGCACUCCUGUUGCCUCCAGCACUCCUGUUGCUUCCAGCACUCCUGUUGCUUCCAGCACUCCGGUGGUCUCGAGCACUCCUGUUGCUUCCAGCACUCCUGUUGCUUCCAGCACUCCUGUUGCCUCCAGCACUCCGGUGGCCUCCAGCACUCCUGUUGCCUCCAGCACUCCUGUGGCCUCCAGCACUCCUGUUGCUUCCAGCACUCCUGUUGCCUCCAGCACUCCGGUGGCCUCCAGCACUCCUGUUGCUUCCAGCACUCCGGUGGUCUCGAGCACUCCUGUUGCUUCCAGCACUCCUGUUGCUUCCAGCACUCCUGUUGCUUCCAGCACUCCUGUUGCUUCCAGCACUCCGGUGGUCUCGAGCACUCCUGUUGCUUCCAGUACUCCUGUUGCUUCCAGCACUCCGGUGGUCUCGAGCACUCCUGUUGCUUCCAGCACUCCUGUUGUUUCCAGCACUCCCGUUGCUUCCAGCACUCCUGUCUUCUCGCCAUCGUCCACUCCUGCGUCAACUCCUGUUAUCGGCUCUUCGUCUGUCCCGGUGGCCCCUGGCACCCCAGUUGUCUCGCCGUCGUCCACUCCUUCCUCAACUCCCGUUGUCAACCCUUCGUCUGCUCCCGCGGCCUCCAGCUCACUCGUUUCAAGCUCGGCAAGCGUACCGGUCAUUUCAGGGUCCUCCAUCAUUUCGAAUCACCCUAGCUCUUCUGUCAUUACCUCUGUCUCGGUGAACCCUACCUCUGCUCCUUUGUCUUCCGGAGCCGUUGUCACUUCCGAGACAAAUGUUCAACCGACAGCUACCUCGUCGACGGGAGUGGCGGCUACUAGCCAAACCUCAAUCGGCUCUGUGAGUGCAUCAAUGGGUGUAUCAUCUGGUUCGUCUGCCGCUGGUUCGACUACCGCCGCGAGUGCAACUAUCACGAGCACCGGGGUGGCGAUGACCACUUCAACCGUCUACACCACCCGGACAUCCACCGUCACAGCUUGUCCUUCCACGGUCACAGACUGCCCAGCUCAGUCUCGGACUACCUAUGUGACCACUGAGACGAUCUACCUGUCCACCACAGUUUGUCCUGUCUCGGCAACUGCGACCGAGACCAAUGCCCAGGUGACUGCCACUGCCACUGUCACGGAGGGACCCGGCGGAUCUUCCCCGCAACAUUCUCAGUCAACCGAGCAAUUCACCACUUCCACCGUCUUCUCAACUCGCACUGCCACCGUGACCGCGUGCCCCUCCAGCGUCCGAAACUGCCCUGCCUCGGCCAAGACCACUUUCGUGACCACUGAGACUGUGGUCGUGUCUACUACUGUCUGCCCCAUCACAGGGUCUGUGGGUGCCACUGCUACUGCGACCGGCACAACUGACAUGGGUGCGUCCCCCGCUGCUUCAACCGCACCGGUGGUCUCUGUAUCUCCCGUCUUCAGCACUCGCACUUCCACCAUCACAGCCUGUCCGACCAGUCUGUCAAGCUGCGCAGCUACUGCCAUGACCACGCAGACCAAGACUGAGACCCUCCUGGUUGGCCAGUCCACCUACACCUUGUCCUCCAGCUCCACGGCAUCUUCGUCCACUCAUUCACUCGUAUCGACUCUUCCACCUCACGCCUCCGCUGCUUCCUCGCUCAGUCUGAAGAACACCUCAAUCGGCAUCAACCACCAGCAAGCCACCACCGUCUCCACUGUCCGCAGCCAGGGCAUGCAGACCUCAUCUACUCUUUCUCUGGCUACCCCCACCACUUCCACCACUACCGCUGCCACCGCCGCGACAGUCUCGCAGACCAACACUCCUUUGUUCUCCGGUGCAGGCUCCAUGUUCAACCACAUGAGCUGGGUUCACGCCCUUGCCUCUUUUGCCACUACUGGCCUUGCCCUUCUUUAUCUGUAA